Molecule: messenger RNA, 516 nt
Organism: Funneliformis geosporum
Lineage: Eukaryota; Fungi; Glomeromycota; Glomeromycetes; Glomerales; Glomeraceae
Source: the annotation of a GenBank genome assembly
AUGUCAAAUAUUGAACCUAAGCAAAAUAAAUUGGUUCCUCGUUAUAAAAAAAUUCCUGUUGAUUCAAUGAUCAUUAAACCCAGGCAUGCGGCUGUUCUUGCUAACUGGAUUCAAAGAAAAGAUACUAAUGCGAUAAUUCCAAAGGAUAAAUAUAAAUUCACUCUCAUUUAUCGUCAAAGUAGAGAUGGAUCUGAUAUUAAUACUAUGCGUAAUAAAUGUAAUGGACAGGGAGCAUGUAUUUUAAUUAUUAAAACCAAAGAAAAUACAACCAUUAUUGGUGGUUAUAAUCCUAAUGGUAAUGGAAUGAAUUUAAAAAAUUUUAAGAUCAGUCGAGUUAAAAACAGCGGUUGUGCGAUGUAUGAAUCGUAUUAUCAGAAUACUGCACUAAAUUUUGGCAAUAGUGAUUUGGUUAUCAAUAACAAUUCUGGAACAUGCAAUAAAUCUCAAUAUGAAAGCAACAUUUUAGAAACAAAAAGUUUUAAUAUUGAGGAAAUGGAGAUUUUUGGAUUUCAAUAA